This is a messenger RNA of Terrapene triunguis (Three-toed box turtle), 2082 nucleotides long. It is a transcript of the gene TWSG1, whose product is annotated as twisted gastrulation BMP signaling modulator 1. The coding region runs from base 197 to 868 and encodes 223 amino acids. Lineage: Eukaryota; Metazoa; Chordata; Testudines; Emydidae. The record is from RefSeq and is a predicted model, not a curated record. The transcript has 5 exons. Gene Ontology annotation, biological process: regulation of BMP signaling pathway.
CCCUGUGUGAGCGGCGCGACGCGCGGGCCGCCUCCUCGCUGCGUGCGGCCGAGGCGAAGGAAGCCGCGGGCUGCAGAGCGCGGCCGCUGCCGCCGCCUCUCGAGCAGCCGGAGCGCUAGGCACAGGGGGGCUGCCCAGCCCGCGACGCCUUGGGUGCUGCUUGGAGAUUCCAGAAAUUGACUGCCUGCAGGAAAUCAUGAGGUCACAGUACGUCACAGUGCCUAUAGUAACUAUCCUGCUGUUCUUAUUAUGGAUUCCACCAUCAAUGGGCUGCAAUAAGGCUCUCUGUGCUAGUGAUGUCAGUAAAUGUCUGAUACAGGAGCUAUGUCAAUGCCGACCUGGCGAAGGAAACUGUUCCUGUUGCAAAGAGUGCAUGCUUUGCCUAGGCACACUUUGGGAUGAGUGCUGUGAUUGUGUUGGUAUGUGCAAUCCUCGCAACUACAGUGACACCCCUCCAACUUCCAAGAGCACUGUAGAGGAACUGCAUGAACCAAUCCCUUCCCUCUUCCGGGCACUCACAGAAGGGGAUACUCAGCUGAACUGGAAUAUUGUUUCCUUCCCUGUUGCAGAAGAACUGUCACAUCAUGAGAAUCUAGUGUCAUUUUUAGAAACAGUUAACCAGCCGCAGCACCAGAAUGUCUCUGUUCCAAGCAACACUGUCCACUCACCAUACUCCAGUGACAAAGAAAACAUGUGCACUGUGGUCUAUUUUGAUGACUGCAUGUCAAUACAUCAGUGCAAGAUCUCUUGUGAGUCCAUGGGAGCAUCAAAAUACCGGUGGUUUCACAAUGCCUGCUGUGAGUGUAUUGGGCCAGAAUGUAUCGACUAUGGCAGUAAAACUGUAAAAUGUAUGAACUGCAUGUUUUGAAGCAGAGAAGCUGUAUAAUAGUAAUGUGGAGGCCAAAGCAGCGUCUCUUAAUUAAAAAGAUGGGGAUUGGAAGUAUUGCAUUAUGGGAUAUGUUCUGGGAGCAACUAAACAUGAAUGAUUUGAGAAAAGAUGUAUACAAUUCAAAGCAUAGCUGUAUUUUUUUUUCUUUUUAAAUCCUGUAAACAAUGCUAAUUGGCAAAUGUUUCAACUGUAUUGUUUAUUUUUUCCUUAUUCUUAGUCGAGUAGCAUAACCAUCCUCAUGCUUCCUGUCCUGAUUGUUUUGCUUUGAUCUGAAUAUAUUGCCUAUACUCAUUUUCAGAAUGUAAUGUUGUAUUUAGCAGUUCAGAAUAGUGAAGCCUCAACAAGAUUCCCAUUAUUUAGAAGUUCCACAAGUGCUCAAAUAGAUAAUGCUCUUCCAUGUAUAUUUUAUAACUCUCCAGUAUAAGAGCCAUAAGACUCCAGUGGCUUAUGGUCUUACACCAGUGGCCCAGAUUCUUAUUGUGAAAAUGUCCUCAAAAAUAAGAAAACCUUUUUUUUUUUUCAACUUCAAAACUGGAACUGUAAUAGAUAAAAUCCCAGCCCUAAGCAGGGUGUCCCACCCACUACAAUACCAUGUGUGACACAUCAUUCCUCCAUCUGUUAUAUGCCUCCAUUCAUGCAGGCAAGGUAUUGCAUUUCAUAAAGAAAUCUUGUUCCCAUCAGUGCACUCUUCUUAUAAACCAAAAUAAAGCUGGUAAGUUUAGUCAUGUCCACUUGCUAUCGCACUCUUUGUGGGUUGUCUUAUCCCUGGAAACUCAGUGCUGUGCUGCAAAUUUGGAAGGUGGUUAUUAUGAACAGAAAAAAUAGCAUGUAUAAACUGGGAAUUAAACUGCAUAUGCUAAUAAGCUCAGCAAGUUUAUUUGUUGAGUAGCUGGCAGUUGUCACAUUACCACAUUUGGUACUGCUCUGUGGAACACUUAUUCUAACUGUUUGGUUUGGCUUUGAGGUUGGUUUUGAUUCAGAUUUAUGAUAUAAAAGGACUUAAUGGGGAAAUAAUUAUCCUCUGAGACAAAUGAGCAUUCUCUGAAUAUGGAACACUUUGUCCAUUUUGCUGUGUUUUAAUAUAUGGAGUAGUAGGCAACUGCAAAUUAUAAGGUAAUUACUAUGGUACCAUUAGGUUUUUCCUGUGAUGAUGGCAUAGAAACCACAAGAAUAAAGUCUGAGUACAAUUGUGA